AUGUCAUACUCAUCCGGAAGCGGGGGCACACUUACCCUGCCCUCGCCCACACACGUCCACCAUGUCGAUGUUAGCUCGGCUGUUCGAUCGUUGCGACGCUCUCUUUCACGUUCGCCUUCUAAAUUCAGGUUAUCUGGCGCCGCAUCUCCCACUCCGGCUACCUCUUCCAUCUUCCGCCUCUCGCCUACCCCGUCAUCAACGGUGCAGUUUGAGCGGCCAGCUUCCACUCCAAUCCCGGUGACACCGGCGGCUCCGCCGGCAGCUAUUUCCCUUUCCCAAGCUUCUUUUUCGGCACCGCAGCUUCCCGCAAACACUGUCACUCCAUCUCUCAGGCCAAACAUCAAGCUUUCAGUGCGUUCCACACGGUCGAAGCCAUUGACCAGGCCGCUCUCGCGCUCGCGCUUAUCUCCAAAGAGCCCGCUGAAGCGCGUCUUUGGCCCUGCGCCUGAUUCUGGUAACCCUAUUCCCCAAUCUAUCCCCGAUUUCGAGGCGCGUGGACAAGAAAACGCGAGCUUCGAGGACCACCCCAUCGCGCUAAGCCCCUCGUCGCGUCGCAAUCUCGAGAGGCCAGCGCGUCACUCUGUGCACCUCGACAUAUCAGGAUCCUCUAAAAACGGCAUCGCCAAAUUUUUCGAGACUAACGACCCAUUUCCGGCAAUGUCCGUAAGCCCGCUCAAGCGGAGCGACGUAACCAUGACCUUGGGUCAGUCAAACCGCGGCAGCCCGGUCGCGAAGCGUCGGAGCCUGCACGGGAUCUCCAGUCUCGGGGGUGACUCAGAUUCUCUCGAUCAAGAUCCUGCGUCUACCCAGGGAUUUGACAUUCAUGAGGACUCGAUUCACGAGUACCAAUUGACGGGCUCAGACCCAUCCAGCUCUGAGGACCAGCUUGCAUCUCCUACUCCAUCUGCCCUGCCAAAGCGGUCGUCGUCGCUGAGGAAGAGUACCUUGCAGCAGCGACAUGUCGAAAAUCGAUCAUCUUUGGGCCGCCGCACCGGCGAGAAGCAGCUGGCACAACUUACCAACGAGGCUUCUACGCCUGCCCGGAACAGGCCCCGUUUGGCGCUGGAUCAAUAUCUCCCGCCCGAGGAGCGUGGAAGCCCCUUUGUGCAAGCCCCGUUGGCGAAACCGGCGGCUCAGCCAGUGCAGCGCCCUCAUCCGCUGUCGCGGUCACUGACCCAGGCCUCAUUGACCCUGUCCUCGUCGGGAUCGAGCGUGAUGGACGAGUCUCCAACCCAUGUUCCUGUUCAGAGGCCGCGGGUUCCGCCCAUCUUUGCCAAAUCGUUGCCCCAUGGACCUCGUCCCGCCCUAGCUGGCGAGUUCGUGGAGACACCAGAAUACAAGCAAGCAAAGCCGUUUCAGGCCGCCUUCAUGUCGACGGGCCUAGUGUCCAAGAUGAACCGCAAUCCAGAUCUCGGUCCGUCCAAUCACCCUGGUGUUAGCGCUGUUGCCAUGCCGGACACGCCCUGCAAAAAGCAAUCCUACAACGCCAGCACUUACCCGCCCAAGCAUACCAGUGGUGGACGGCAUUCGCGGGUUUCUUUGGGGAGCCCUUCGUCGCCUUUCAGUUCCGUAGCUGCUCCCGCGGCUGAGAAAUUGUUUGGGACUCAGAACAAAUCCGGCGGUCUUUUCUUCCAGCAGAUCCGCUCCGGCCACACCCGGAAGGCUAGUGUGCUGAGCAUCGAUGGGGAUGAACUCGUCGGAUCCCAGGACGAUCUCCCUCCGACUCCUACCAAGAAUCUGUUCUUCAAAUCGAUUCCGGCGUCUUCUCAGGGCGGCCAGGCAACCAAUGGCUCGCGUGCCUUUGUAUUGGGCAGCGAAGCUGCUGCAACUGAUCCUCAGUCUGGACCCGUGCAGGGUUCCUCGACCAACGAUGAGCAGGGAGGGGCUCAGCAGCUCAGCGAUGCUGCCGCUCGUCCUUCUACUCCCUACUCCACCGGCUCGCCGUCCCUGGGCUUUUCAAUUUCUUCCCUGGCUGGCAACCGUCCACACAAUGCGGCAUUUGCCACUCCUGCCCCGACCAGAGUUUCGCCCGCUUUCUGCGCUACGGUCAGCAAUGUAGGCAAGCAGUAUGUCGAGACCGACUCCGCCGCCGUAGCGAGUCCUUUGAAGAAUGAGAAUCUGUCGCCUCACACGCCUCAAGAUGCGGCCGACGAGCCGAUGGGCCCGCCCAACCCCGGCUCCCUGUCGUUUUCCAACGCGCAGGUAGCGAGUGCCAAACAAAGCCGGCCGCCUGCGACUCCUACCACAUCCCAUGCCCGGCAUUCGUUUCUUAGCUUCGCCGAGCGCCGGCUGAGCAUCACGCCUCAGAAUGGACAUGGUCCAGGCGAUGUUGACGAGUCAUUGUUGAACCGGUUUGACAAGGCGGAAGCCAUUGGCAAAGGAGAGUUCUCUCAGGUGUAUCGCGUUGUCAAGUCGUCGGAGCCUAGCUCGCUCAUGACAGUCUUCUCGAUGACCCCACGGACCCCUUCAAGCCCGGAAAAUACCGGAGCAGUGUAUGCCGUCAAGAAGCUCAAGGUGCCCUUCCACAGCGCCAAGGCGCGUGAGGCGAAGCUUCAGGAGGUGGCGAUUUUGCAAGCGCUCAGCAAUUCUAGCAAGGUUGUGCAGUUCAUUGACGCCUGGGAGUACCACGGCCAUCUCUACAUUCAGACGGAGUACUGCGCCGAGGGCAGCCUUGACCGAUUUCUGGGGAAAGUUGGACAGACCGGCCGCUUGGACGACUUCAGAAUCUGGAAAAUACUCUUGGAGACGGCUCAGGGAUUGGCCGCGAUUCACAGUGCCGGCUUCAUCCACCUUGACCUCAAGCCCGCCAAUAUUUUCAUCACCUCUGAUGGUUAUCUCAAGAUUGGUGACUUUGGUAUGGCGACUCGCUGGCCAGCCGCCAAGGGCAUCGAAGGCGAGGGAGACCGUGAAUACAUCGGCCCGGAGAUUCUCCUUGGACAGUACGACAAGCCUGCCGACAUUUUCGCUCUUGGCUUGAUCAUUCUCGAGAUUGCCUGCAACGUGUUCCUCCCGGACAACGGUCCGGUUUGGCAGGCGCUGCGGAACGCUGACAUGAGCAUCGUUCCCACCCUCACCUGCGGCGAAGCCGGUGCUCUCGUCCGCGAUGCCAACGGCGUACCCAUUGGACACGAGGCCAACAUCUCUGCUGCAUCGGAUGACCACGAAAUUGACGUUGCAAUGGAUGCAAAGCGUUGCAGCUCGUCUCCCUUCGAAGCGAAGACGCACGAUGCCAGCAACCUCUUUGGUGCGCAGAAACGAGCCGAGUUGCAACACCCUCCGUCCUUCAUGCUGGACCCUAAGGAUCCUCAUUCUCUGGACAACAUUGUCAUGUGGAUGAUCCAGCCGAAUCCUGCAAAUCGUCCUACCGCCGAGCAGCUGCUGGCAUCGGAGCCAGUGACGUGGAUCUCGAGCCGCCGGGUUGCUGGCGCUGUCACGUAUGAGGGGAACUGGGGUCCGCAGAGUGGUCCAUCCGAGUUCGACACCGAAAUGACGGAUGCUUGA
Messenger RNA from Canariomyces notabilis, 3501 nucleotides. Its product is annotated as kinase-like protein. Gene Ontology annotation, molecular function: ATP binding; protein tyrosine kinase activity. The record is from RefSeq and is a predicted model, not a curated record. Lineage: Eukaryota; Fungi; Ascomycota; Sordariomycetes; Sordariales; Chaetomiaceae. Bases 1 to 3501 code for a protein of 1166 amino acids. Gene Ontology annotation, biological process: protein phosphorylation; negative regulation of G2/MI transition of meiotic cell cycle. Gene Ontology annotation, cellular component: cytoplasm; nucleus. The transcript has 2 exons.